AUGAUUUUCUCGGCGCUGUUUGGCUGGAAUUCAUUGAUUAUUUUCGGUACUGUUUUGAUAGCAUUAUAUUUUUAUUUGACGCGAAAUUUUAACUAUUGGUCGUCCCGUGGUAUCAGUGGUCCCAAACCGAUACCCGUUAUGGGCGGAUCGUAUCAAGUAUUUCAUAAAACAAUACCUGAAUUGGGCUGGGACAAUUAUCAAAAAUAUGGUAAAAUUUAUGGUACAUAUAUGGCUGAUCGCCCGGUGCUUGUAGUGGGCGAUCCCAAACUAAUCAAAAAUAUUUUUGUCAAAGACUUUCAUUUGUUUGUCGACCGAAACGAUUGGAUAACCUAUGAUCCGAUAAACGACAGAUCAUUAUUGAAUCUUAAAGGCGAUGACUGGAAGAAAAUGAGAUCAAUUAUAUCGCCGACCUUUUCGUCCGGAAAAAUGCGUUCAAUGCAUCCGCUGAUCAUUGAUUGUAUCAAACGUUUGGACCGAUAUAUGUCGGACAAGCAUGAGGUGGAAAUGAAGAAAGCUAUGGGCGGACUGACUAUGGAUGUGAUCGCUACCUGUGCUUUUGGCACCCGAAUCGAUGCAUAUAUAAAUAGUAGUAGUAGUAGUAGUAGUAAUAGUAGUGAUCAAAAACCCAGCGAUUUUGUUUUGAACGCACAAAAAGUAUUUCGCGGAAAUUGGAGGUUAUAUGUUGUGCUGACUGUGAUGGCGAUAUCAACGAAACUAUUGAAAUGGUCGGGUAUUAAGUUUCUGGAACCGGGAGCUGAAAGAUUUUUCGUAUCAGUUAUUCAGUCAAUUGUCGACAAACGUAUGGCAGCGGCGGCGGCGGAUGGACUGACCAAUCAAAAACAUAACGAUUACAUACAACUAAUGAUUAACGCAAAAAACAAAACUAUAGACAACUAUAGCAAUGAUAGUCAUCAAGUGGUCGGUGAUGACAAAACUGAAGAGAUUUAUGGUUCGACAGACAGUCUGAAGUAUAGUAGACCUAAGGAUGAUAUCACUGAUGAGGAUUUGUUGGCCACUUCGAUGCUGUUUUUUGUGGCCGGUUAUGAAACAACUGCCACUACGUUAAGCACACUAAUGCAUUCACUGGCCGUCAAUCAGGAUUGUCAGCAAAAACUGUACGAAGAAGUUACCAAACAAUUUGAUGGUAAGUAUGACUACGAAAGUAUCGGCCAAAUGCCAUAUCUGGAGGCCUGUGUCGCCGAAACAUUACGUAUUUAUAGUCCAAUUACAUCGCUGUCCAGACAUCCUGUCGAAGAUUAUAUUAUUGAUGACAUCAGUCUAACAAUACCAAAGGGUAUGCCUGUUAUGAUAAAUGUCUCGGCUUUACACCGCAAUCCCGAAUACUAUCCCGAACCCGAUCGUUGGAAUCCCGAACGGUUUAUGCCCUACAAUCGGGAUAAGUUAGUUCCCUAUACUUAUAUGCCGUUUGGUUUGGGUCCCAGAAAUUGUGUGGGAAUGAGGUUUGCAUUGAUGGAGACAAAGACAGCCAUCGCAUACCUGAUCACGAAAUACAAGUUUGUAAAGACACCGAAAACUACUGAAUCGUUGAAAUCUAAAAAAUAUGAAUUUUUGUUCACUACUGACGAUAUCUAUGUCGGAGUUGAAAACAGAAAUUAA
Molecule: messenger RNA, 1617 nt
Organism: Oppia nitens
Lineage: Eukaryota; Metazoa; Arthropoda; Arachnida; Sarcoptiformes; Oppiidae
Product: cytochrome P450 6k1-like
Exons: 6
Coding region: 1-1617 (538 amino acids)
Molecular function (GO): heme binding; oxidoreductase activity, acting on paired donors, with incorporation or reduction of molecular oxygen; monooxygenase activity
Source: RefSeq, a predicted model, not a curated record